GGUAGAGGUUGUUUUGGAAGGGAAAGAGAGGAGACAGGGUCCAAACGAGCCGAGACGGACCUGUAUAGGCACAGCCGCACAGGCACAGACGAGGCUGCGGGGAGAGAAAUGGACGACGAGCGGCGGAGGAGGACGAAGCGGGAGGAGGCGGACGGCGAGUGGCGGCGCUGGGCGGUGCUGGUGGCGUCGGUGUGGAUCCAGGCGCUGACGGGCACCAACUUCGACUUCUCGGCCUACUCGUCGGCGCUCAAGUCGGCGCUGGGCGUGUCGCAGGAGGCGCUCAACUACCUGGCGACGGCGUCGGACCUGGGCAAGGCGCUGGGCUGGUCCUCGGGGCUGGCGCUGCUGCACAUGCCGCUGCACGCCGUGCUGCUGGCGUCGGCCGCGCUGGGGCUCGCCGCCUACGCCGCGCAGUACUACUGCCUCGUGUUCGUCAGCCCGGCCGCCCUCGCCGCCGUCCCAUACCCUCUGGUGUUCCUGGUCUGCCUGGUGGCGGGGUGCAGCAUCUGCUGGUUCAACACGGUGUGCUUCGUCCUCUGCAUCCGCAGCUUCUCCACGAGCAACCGCUCCCUGGCCCUCUCCCUCUCGAUAAGCUUCAACGGUCUCAGCGCCGCCUUCUACGCGCUCUUCGCAAACGCCAUCUCACCCUUCACCCCAACCAUCUACCUCCUCCUCAACGCGGUCCUCCCUCUCGCCGUCUCCGUCCUCGCGCUCCCAGCGAUCCUCCUCUGCCACACAGGCGACAGCAACAACCACCUCCGCAGCGCGCCCAGGCCGCAGGACAGGCGCGUCUUCCUCGGCCUCUACAUCCUCGCGGUCAUCACCGGCGUGUAUCUCGUGAUCUUUGGGUCUUUCACCACGACCGGCCCCGCCGCGUGGGUCAUCCUCACGGGCGCCAUGGUCCUCCUCGCUCUCCCUCUCAUCAUCCCCGCCUGCUCCAGCUGCUCCUAUUUCGAUACACAACAUGGCACAGGCACCACUGACCCUGCAUCGCAACUGAACCAGCAUGAUGACCCAAACAAACCACUCCUUGUCAGUGACAGCCAUCAGAUCGAGCCUGAUGGCGUGACGCAGAAAGAACCGGAGCACCAGCUGCAGGGCGGUUGUUGUGGAACCAUACUGUACAAGGGCUGCCUGGCGGUUCUUGGUGAGGAGCAUAGCGCAAAGAAACUCAUCUGGAGUGUGGACUUCUGGCUCUACUACACAGCCUACUUCUGUGGAGCCACUGUUGGUCUCGUAUACAGCAACAACCUGGGCCAGAUCGCGCAGUCACUGCACCAGCAAUCGCAGCUCACCAUGUUACUCGCUGUGUACUCAUCCUGCUCCUUCUUCGGCCGACUUCUCUCUGCGCUCCCCAACUUGCCUCACAGGAUGGUAUCACUUGCUCGGACAGGGUGGCUCGCUGCUGCAUUGGUGCCCAUGCCAAUGGCAUUCUUCCUGAUGUGGAAACAACAGGACGUAGGCGCUCUGGUAGCAGGAACAGCGAUGGUUGGCCUGAGCUCAGGAUUCAUCUUCGCCGCAGCAGUGUCAGUGACAUCCGAGCUCUUUGGACCAAACAGCAUCGGUGUGAACCACAACAUCCUGAUCACCAACAUCCCGCUGGGGUCACUCCUCUAUGGGCAGAUCGCCGCCAUGGUGUACGACGCGAAUGGACAAAGGAUGACACUGAUGGAUAAUCGCACUGGCAUCAUUGACACCAUGAUUGUGUGCAUGGGGGUGAAGUGCUACUCGACCACCUUCCUCGUGUGGGGUUGCAUCACAUUGCUGGGGUUAGUGUCGAGCGUAGUUCUGUUCAUAAGAACAAAACCGGCUUAUGCUGCUGCUGGUCGGUCGAGUUGUAAGCACCUUCACCAAGUUUCCAGUUAACGGGGGGAACUUCUUGGUCAUACCCUUAUUGCCUUACUUUUGACAUCAGUUAGCUUGUACAAAAUUCAGUUUAGUUCUAGCUGAAAUGUGUUAGAUACAAAACAUGAAACGAAUAGCAUCACAAGGAAGAGACACCAAGAGGAUAGGAAAUUGUCAGCUUAGUACUAGCUGGCAUGCGAAGUACAGAACGGGUAUUCCAUUUACUGGACAUUAAUAACAAGCUGCCCCAAUGUUGCAUUAAAGC
Molecule: messenger RNA, 2110 nt
Organism: Zea mays
Lineage: Eukaryota; Viridiplantae; Streptophyta; Magnoliopsida; Poales; Poaceae
Product: Protein NUCLEAR FUSION DEFECTIVE 4
Exons: 3
Coding region: 109-1866 (585 amino acids)
Cellular component (GO): membrane
Source: RefSeq, marked validated